AUGGAGAAUGAAAAGGGUAUUCAUGUUAUUCCUUUCAAAGACAUACUGGUUAUGUCGCCAGGCCCAGCGCCUAUCUACGGAAUUUUAUGCGAUCAGACUGUUGAAGCUGGUGCUGGGACACUGUUGUCCUCGUACACUAGACGGAUUAUGGAAACCAUCAGGAAGGGGUGGCGUAAUUUGUACAUGAAAGCCCUCGUGACUACACAGUUUAAGAGCCCUGACUCUCUUGUUGCGGUUUGCUUGAAGUAUGGUGAGUUACAAGUACAGAUGACACUUAAACUUGGGAGAGAUUAUGACACAAGGGAUGCAGAUAUCAGAGAUGAAAAAUCUGAUCACAGAGGUUCUGCCAGUCAGUUGGAACUAGCUAGUGAUAGUGGUAGUGAUGAUGAAGACAUGAAGAAAAUAUUGAAGCAAUCAGAAAAAAAAUCCACUUUUGAAAAAAAACAAGAAAAGUUUUUGACAGAAUUAACAGAGAAUUUUUUUAGAACUCAAAAUGAAGUGGCCAGAAACUUCAAAUCUUUAACUAAGUCUUUAUAUGACUUUACUAAACAAGAAGAGAGACUGUUACCUGAAUCAGAGGCUUUACCAGAACUUAUUAUCCAAAAUUUUGAUGAGGAGCAAAUUUGGCAAGAGCUUGAACUCCAGAAUAAAGCAUGUACUUCUCACCUUCUACCUAAAGUAACUAAAUCGUUGUUGAACUCUGAUUGUUCUUUACUAGGUUUAACCAUCAGUUCCCCAAUACAAGAAUAUGAAGAUUCAAAUGUUAACUCAAGUGCUGAAGAAACUAAUGAUGAUUUAGAAAUUUCAGGAUAUAUUAAAAAUUCCAAUUCUGCAAAAAAUGAAAAUUUAAAAGAAAAGAAGGUUCAGCCACAAACAAAACUAAAAAAGAAAACUUCACUAGUAGAUGAUAAGUUCUUCAAAUUGGCUGAACUGGAUGAGUUUUUAAAGCAAGAAGAUCUUCGUGAAAACAAACAAAAAAAAAACCUAUCUGAAUCUUCUGACUCAGAUUCUGAGGAUAUUGAUUUAUUUGCUGAAAUCCCAUCUGAUAGUGAACUCGGUGCUGAAGAUUCUGAUGGAGUUAGUAAUAGCAAAGAUGAAAUUUCAUCAACAAAGGGACACCAUAUAGUUCAGGUAUAUGGCUAUGGGAGAGUUUUAAUUCCAUUAGCACUUUCUUCCCGUAGAUAUCUUAAGUAUCUUUUUGGCUUCUUCUUCAAGCGUUUUGGUUGGAUUUUUGUUUAA
Limulus polyphemus (Atlantic horseshoe crab) is the source of this 1239-nucleotide messenger RNA. RefSeq names its product U3 small nucleolar ribonucleoprotein protein MPP10-like. The transcript is spliced from 7 exons. The coding region runs from base 1 to 1239 and encodes 412 amino acids. NCBI's taxonomy places the organism in Eukaryota, Metazoa, Arthropoda, Merostomata, Xiphosura, Limulidae. The record is from RefSeq and is a predicted model, not a curated record. Gene Ontology annotation, biological process: rRNA processing. Gene Ontology annotation, cellular component: nucleus; small-subunit processome; Mpp10 complex.